AUGUACGGGCCGAGGGGGGCAAUGUUGGGAAGCGGGGGGGUUUCGGACGGGUACGAGGUUGGCUCAAAGAGACAAAGAAUGAUGGAAUCCAAUCCAUACUUCGCAGUGAGCAGUGGAGCAGGCAGCUUUCAACCUUAUGGAUAUGCUGGUGGCUUUCAGCCUCUUCCUCCUUUUCCUGUGGUUCGUCUCAGGGGGCUUCCGUUUAACUGCACAGACAUUGACAUUUUGAAGUUCUUUGCUGGACUGACUAUAGUCGAUGUGUUGCUGGUCAACAAGAAUGGACGAUUCUCUGGGGAGGCCUUCGUAGUCUUUGCAGGAGCAAUGCAGGUUGAGUUUGCUUUACAGAGGGAUCGACAGAACAUGGGUCGCAGAUAUGUGGAAGUUUUCAGGUGUAAGAAGCAAGAUUAUUACAAUGCUGUUGCUGGUGAGAUCAGUUACGAAGGAAUAUACGACAAUGAUUAUCAAGGAAGCCCUCCUCCUUCCAGGGUCAAGAGGUUCAGUGAUAAAGAUCAAAUGGAAUACACUGAGAUAUUAAAGAUGCGUGGACUUCCAUUCAAUGUGACUAAAUCUCAAAUUAUUGAGUUUUUUAAAGAUUACAAACUGAUAGAAGAUAGGGUGCACAUUGCAUGUCGCCCAGAUGGUAAAGCUACUGGAGAGGCAUAUGUAGAGUUUGUUUCGCCAGACGAGGCUAAGAAAGCAAUGUUCAAGGAUAAAAUGACCAUUGGAUCUAGGUAUGUGGAACUGUUUCCUUCUACACCAGAUGAAGCUAGACGGGCAGAGUCAAGAUCAAGGCAGUAA
Molecule: messenger RNA, 798 nt
Organism: Vicia faba (fava bean)
Lineage: Eukaryota; Viridiplantae; Streptophyta; Magnoliopsida; Fabales; Fabaceae
Source: the annotation of a GenBank genome assembly